AUGGAGGUCACUGAGGUGGAAGUGCAUCGACGUCCUCGCGACGUCGAGGACGACGACGACGUCACCGGUGUGGAUGAUUCAUCACCGACUGGAAUUGGUAGUGGACAAGUUAGCCAUAGAGAUCCUAGUGUGAAUCCUCUCGCUCCAAAAACGCCUUCACCCAGUGCCCAACGGGACGACAGUAAUGGCAUAGGUAGCCACGAGAAUCCAUUGCCUGUAACUGAUGAGGAGCUUCCGAGACACCCACAGAGGAACCCAGCCUCUACAAGUAAUCAAUGUGAGAUUGAGAUCGAACCUGGUACGUUUACAUUCACUCAGUCCUUUGGAAUUUUAUUGGAUCAUCGAAGGUAA
Messenger RNA from Strongylus vulgaris, 351 nucleotides. Lineage: Eukaryota; Metazoa; Nematoda; Chromadorea; Rhabditida; Strongylidae. The record is from the annotation of a GenBank genome assembly.